AUGCUUCAUUCUUGUGACACUUAUGAGCCAAAUCUUCAUUUGGUUUAUGAGAAGUGGGAUUCUAUGAUAGAAGAAGUCAAAUUAGCUAUUUAUAAACAUGAAGGCAAGGAGUUGAAUGAAAGUUCGUCUUUUUAUCAGGUGGUGCAUGACAUCUUAAUCAAUAGAUGGACUAAAAGUUACACACCUCUUCAUUGCUUGGCUCAUUCUCUUAAUCCAAGGUAUUAUUGUAAACAAUGGCUUGAUAUGUCUCCGAAUCAUGUUGCCCCACAUAGGGACAAUGAGAUUUGUAUUGAAAGAAACAAAUGCAUACGCAGUUACUUUGUGGAUGCAAAUGAAAGGCUAGAGGCAACUGCUGGAUUUGUCUCAAGUGCUGAAGGAGAGUUUGGCCAAUUUGAUUCAUUACAAGAUAGGUGGAACUUGAAACCAAAGGAAUGGUGGGUAAUUUAUGGAUCUUCAGCCCCUAAACUCCAAUCAAUUGCAUGGAAACUUCUCUCGCAACCAACUUCUUCAUCAUCUGCUGAGAGAAAUUUGUGCAUAUAUGGAUUCAUUCACUCAUUGAAAAUGAAUAGGCUCAAUCCAAAAAGGGCUGAGGAUUUAGUUUUUGUUCAUAUAAAUCUUCGUCUUCUUUCAAGAAAGAGUAAGAUUUAUAAUGAAGGAGUAACAAAAAUGUGGGAUAUUGAUGGAGAUGAAUUCGAUCUAUUCGAUGGAGCUGGUAUUCUUGAAGUUACUACUCUUUCUCUCGAUGAACCAGAACUAGAAGUUGCAUUCAUUGGAGAAGAAAAUACUGAUAUUCAACCAUGA
Vicia villosa (hairy vetch) is the source of this 801-nucleotide messenger RNA. RefSeq lists its product as uncharacterized. The transcript is spliced from 2 exons. Lineage: Eukaryota; Viridiplantae; Streptophyta; Magnoliopsida; Fabales; Fabaceae. Bases 1 to 801 code for a protein of 266 amino acids. The record is from RefSeq and is a predicted model, not a curated record. Gene Ontology annotation, molecular function: protein dimerization activity.